AUGACGAGAAGCCGUACGAGACUUCCCCGGUACCUAUCGAGGCGGUUCGUCCCCAAAGACACCUCUGAGUCGCCUUUGCCAACUGCUCUUCGACGAGUUCCCCCACCUACCCGGGCUCCAUGCCACAGGCGUAGCUUCUCUGAUUUGGACGAUCUUGAGCAAGGGAGCUACACUCUGCAGCCAUUCCAGAGAGAGUGGUGUCUCCAGAAAACCAACUGGAUCAGGCCCAGAUGGCUCAGGCUUUUCAUCCAACUUUGUCUACCCCAAAAUGAUGACAGCGAACACUAUCGAAUUGAGGGGAAAUUCGCCGACCCAGACGGUUCCAAGUACAUCGAUUAG
Messenger RNA from Fusarium venenatum, 339 nucleotides. NCBI's taxonomy places the organism in Eukaryota, Fungi, Ascomycota, Sordariomycetes, Hypocreales, Nectriaceae. The record is from RefSeq and is a predicted model, not a curated record.